Messenger RNA from Ctenocephalides felis (cat flea), 753 nucleotides. Its product is annotated as 2-aminoethanethiol dioxygenase-like. The transcript has a single exon. Gene Ontology annotation, cellular component: mitochondrion. The record is from RefSeq and is a predicted model, not a curated record. NCBI's taxonomy places the organism in Eukaryota, Metazoa, Arthropoda, Insecta, Siphonaptera, Pulicidae. The coding region runs from base 16 to 753 and encodes 245 amino acids. Gene Ontology annotation, molecular function: oxidoreductase activity, acting on single donors with incorporation of molecular oxygen, incorporation of two atoms of oxygen.
CCUGCAAGUAUCACAAUGUGUCAAAAACAUGUAAUGAAUCUCUUCAAACAAGCUGUCGUAACAUUCCCAUAUAGAAAAUCCAUAUCUUCAGAAAUCUUCAAUAAAAACUUGGAAAAAUUAAAAUCCCUAAUGGAUCAAUUAACUAAGGAGCAUGUAAAUUUGGAUGAGAAACUUUUACAAAGAAGCGACUUCAAAACUCCUUGCACAUACAUACAAAUUUAUGAAGACUUCAAUAUUAAUAUAAGUAUAUUCAUAGUCCAUCCAGGACAUAAACUACCUCUCCACGACCACCCUCAAAUGCACGGUCUACUAAAAGUCAUUGCUGGUACAUUUAAAAUCCAAGCAUAUUCAGAAGACCACGAAGAAACAUUAAAAUUAAAUGAUAAGUCUGAUAACGAAACAGAGCAACCUGAAGAUUUUUCCGUAAAAAAAGUAGUUGCAAAAAAACUAGACGUCCUACUAUGCGAUGAAAAUUCUGAGUGCUGUAUCUUAACCCCGGGCGAUGGUAAUUACCAUGAAAUCGAACCGGUAAAUGGAUCAGCAGCAUUUUUAGAUAUCCUAUCACCUCCCUACGAUGCUUUUAUUGAAGAAUUUGGGCAAAGAGAUUGUACGUAUUACAAGGAAGAAAGUGAAAUUAAGCCCAAUUUGGUACAAUUGACUCAAAUAAGACAACCGGCUUGGUUUUGGUGUGAUACUGCUCAAUAUUCAGGACCACUUUUAUCACUUACGGAAGAAAAUACAAUAUCCCAAUGA